AUGACCUCCAUCUUCCACACCACCAAAUCUCUCCCACUCUCCCAACCCACUACAAUCCGCCACCGCAUCUCCGCCAUCCAACCACCGACAAUCUCCUCCACCACCGCGUGGGCGGUACGCAGCUCCAAAUCAGUCUCUUCUAUCGGCGAAUCAGCUUCUAAUUCCGUCAGAAGCUGGUGGAAUCUCGGCUGGGAAUGGAUCCUCUCCAGAAAACCCGGUUUCGCAUUAGAUCUGGAGAUGAAUCAGGAAGAAAUAACCGUUCUCGGUUCCCAUAAUAAAGGUAGUUGGAGACAUGUUAUCUAUAAGUUUAGAUCUGAGAUCCGGAAGCUUGUCGGGUCGGAUCAACCCGGACUUCCUCAGACGGUCCGUUACAAGUCGUCUGCCAUUUAG
Messenger RNA from Helianthus annuus (common sunflower), 390 nucleotides. RefSeq lists its product as uncharacterized. The coding region runs from base 1 to 390 and encodes 129 amino acids. The record is from RefSeq and is a predicted model, not a curated record. NCBI's taxonomy places the organism in Eukaryota, Viridiplantae, Streptophyta, Magnoliopsida, Asterales, Asteraceae. The transcript has a single exon.